AUGAGGAGCUUCGUCUUGAGCACAGCUUUAUUUCUCUCCAGCCUCAGCUGGAUCUCUGUUUCAGGUUUUGAGUUUCAGACUGUGGAGGUCCAACUUGAUGAAGAAGUCACGUUGAAGUGCUCCAACAUUUCGAGUCAUCCAUCACAGACAGACUGGUUCAAGGUUAUCAACAGAACUAAGCCCAGCUGUAUUGCUGCUAUGUAUGGAUCUCAGGGCAAAGCUUCUUUCUGUGAUGGAUUUCGAAAUGGAAAAUUCAAUAUGAGUUCCAACAACACCUCUGUGUUUCUUAAAAUCACACAAGUGGAUUUAUCUGAUGUCGGGCUGUAUUUCUGUGGAUUUUACGUGAAUAAGCAUACGGUCAUUUCCAAUGCAGUCGAGUUAAGAAUUCAAGAAGAGCCUGGUAAUACACAUGUGAUGAGCAUCGUCCUGAGUGGUGUGACUGGUUUAUUCGCUGUGGUGGUCAUUGUUCUGGUUCUAAAAAUCCUGAACCUUCAAACUGAGUCUGAUAGAAUGAUACACCCAAUGAACAUCAUCCCAGGUAGUCUGACUGGUUUACUUAUUAUACUGGUCAUCAUUCUGGUUUUAAAAAUCAAAACACCUCAGACAGAUCCCCAACCAGGAAACAUCAAGAAUAAGAGCUCAGAUGACCUGAACUACGCAGCUAUGAGUUUCCAGACAAAACUCAAAAGAAGUCGUAGGCCUGCGACACACAGAGAGCUGGAGUCUCAUGUUGUGUAUGCUGCCACACGGUAGACAAGGAAGUGGAGCUCAUGCUUUAUCAUAA
Neolamprologus brichardi is the source of this 784-nucleotide messenger RNA. The record is from RefSeq and is a predicted model, not a curated record. NCBI's taxonomy places the organism in Eukaryota, Metazoa, Chordata, Actinopteri, Cichliformes, Cichlidae.